Molecule: messenger RNA, 210 nt
Organism: Cylicostephanus goldi
Lineage: Eukaryota; Metazoa; Nematoda; Chromadorea; Rhabditida; Strongylidae
Source: the annotation of a GenBank genome assembly
GAUUUAUUUGUCAACGAUGCGCUGGAAACUGCUAACAACAUGAGAAAGCAAGGAUUUGAGAUUUUUACCGUCAACAUGGGUACUGGGGAUUUGUCACCGCUAGCUUCGGACUCGAAUCAUACCUAUAAUGUGAUUACAGAUAGUGAUGAUGUGCGAAUCGCUACCCGUAUUGGAGACAGUUUGUGUAAGGCUUAUCCUUUGCAACCGUAA